ACCUGAGAAGACCAUUAUGAAGACCGUCCUAAUUUUGAUUGUGCUGAUCGCUACGGGAGUGGUUUACGCGGACAACGAACAUGCACGAAGAUGGAGACAAAAUUAUGAGGAAUGUGCGCAAAUGUUUGGUGUGGAUGUUGACGUCCGAAUCGAUCUGAUAUUAUGCGCAGCGAUCAAGAGUGGUGAAUUUCUGUAUACAAAUGGCGCAUACAGUCCGGAAUCAAGUUUACGGAAUUUACGAAUACUCAUUUCCGAUCCAGUCAGAUUGCAACAAGCAUCUGAAAUAUUUUACAAAUGCGAUGAUGAAGCAAUUCGAUCCGGAGCAGUAGGUUUAUGGAAAACAAUAAAAUUUCUAUUCUGCGGUCAAUCAAUUAUAACAUUUUUUGAUACAGAAUGAAUACAAAGUAAAAGUGCAUGAAGGACGAUUUUGUAAAGCAUUAUAAUUUUUAUUAAUAAGUAUGUCUUUUCCAUUUCCUGUAUUGUAUUGUAAUCACCGUG
This is a messenger RNA of Dinoponera quadriceps, 498 nucleotides long. RefSeq lists its product as uncharacterized. The transcript is spliced from 5 exons. NCBI's taxonomy places the organism in Eukaryota, Metazoa, Arthropoda, Insecta, Hymenoptera, Formicidae. The record is from RefSeq and is a predicted model, not a curated record. Bases 17 to 397 code for a protein of 126 amino acids.